AUGGCGCGCAUUCCACCAGGCGACAUGCCCCGACAGCAACAACGAUCAAUGGCCAUACAAGAUGACACCGCUAUCUUGCUUGCGGAGUUCCAAUCUGAUUCCGACCUUCUUGCUCGAGACGUGCCGUCUCGAUUUAUACUAAAUAUAGGUAGGGUCCGCAAGGAGAUCCCGUCUCUUUGCUCAAGAGCGCUCCCUUUUGUUCUUAGCCACAGGGCCCUUAACGUGAUAAAUCUCCUUACCAGUCCCGAAACCAGAAAUAUCACAGGGAUUGUCGACUAG
Molecule: messenger RNA, 279 nt
Organism: Penicillium canescens
Lineage: Eukaryota; Fungi; Ascomycota; Eurotiomycetes; Eurotiales; Aspergillaceae
Exons: 2
Coding region: 1-279 (92 amino acids)
Source: RefSeq, a predicted model, not a curated record